Messenger RNA from Cucumis melo (muskmelon), 1312 nucleotides. RefSeq names its product zinc finger protein CONSTANS-LIKE 2. Gene Ontology annotation, molecular function: protein binding; zinc ion binding. Gene Ontology annotation, cellular component: nucleus. The record is from RefSeq and is a predicted model, not a curated record. The transcript is spliced from 2 exons. Bases 88 to 1125 code for a protein of 345 amino acids. Lineage: Eukaryota; Viridiplantae; Streptophyta; Magnoliopsida; Cucurbitales; Cucurbitaceae. Gene Ontology annotation, biological process: regulation of flower development.
UUACAACCCCUCCCCCUCAAAACCAUCACAAAAUCAAAAACUAAAAUAUACAUAAAAAAAAAAAUCUCAUACAGAGAAAAUAGCAAUAUGUUGAAGACAGAAGACGAGUACCGUGAGGGCGGCGGCAAUGGGUGGGGCGCCGGAAUUUGCGAGGCAUGUGAGAGAUGUCCAGCAGAAUUCAUCUGCAAAGCAGACGCCGCAUCACUAUGUGCGGCGUGCGAUGCAGAGAUCCACUCGGCGAACCCCUUGGCUCGACGGCACCAACGCGUGCCGAUCAGCAGCGGUGGAGCCAUGUUUCGUAGCGUAGAGGAGGAAGAUGAGGAAGAGGCGGCUUCUUGGUUGCUGAUGAAUCCAGGGAAGAACAACAACGACAACAAAAACAAUAACAGCAAUAACAAUGGAAUGUUUUUGUUGGGUGGGGAAGAUGAGGACGAGGAAGAGGAUGAUGAUUAUUUGAAAUUUGUGGAGUUCAAUGGGAAUAAUGAAGAAGAUGAUGAAUUUGAAAGAUUGAAAAACAACAAUUAUGGUGGAGGAGGAGAUAGUGUUGUGCCUAUUGAUCAAUUUGAAGGAAAUAAGGAUCACCAUCAUCAUCUCCAUCAUCAUCAUGAACAACAACAACAAAAUCAUGAGAUAUUGUUGGAGCAAAGCUAUGGAGGGCUUGUUGAUGCUUCUGAAUUCUUUCACACUUCUUCAAAACCUUCGUACUCCUACAAUGGCUUUCUCACCCAUGCUAUAUCGGUCUCCUCAAUGGAGGUGGGAGUGGUACCGGAAUCAACAACAACAACAAUGAGCGACAUAUCAAUCUCCAACGUGAGGCCACCAAAAGGGACAAUCGAUCUCUUCUCCGGCACGACAGCGGCUGAGGUGGCGGUGGGAAUUCAAAUGCCGGCGGCCCAACUGAGUCCAAUGGAUAGAGAAGCCCGAGUUCUAAGGUACAGGGAGAAGAAAAAGACAAGAAAGUUCGAGAAGACCAUCCGAUAUGCCUCAAGAAAGGCCUACGCCGAGACUCGGCCCAGAAUCAAGGGCCGGUUCGCUAAAAGAACCGAUGUUGAGGUCCAAUUGGAUAGGAAGUACUCCAACCCCUUGCUGCCGGAUGCUGCGUAUGGGAUUGUGCCUUCCUUUUGAAGAAGAUAUGGACCAAAAACUAUGAAUUUUUCUACUUCUAAUUAGUAAUAAAUACUAGUAAUUAUAGGUGAAUUUUAAUUUAAACUUUUUUUACAAAAAUUUAUUAUAGCAUUUGUCUUCCGUGUAUAUGAAUUUUGUAUUCUCUGUAAUUACCUUUCAGAAUUCAGAUAUAUUGUUUUUGGCUGUC